Ceratitis capitata (Mediterranean fruit fly) is the source of this 1192-nucleotide messenger RNA. RefSeq names its product 39S ribosomal protein L39, mitochondrial (gene mRpL39). The transcript is spliced from 5 exons. Lineage: Eukaryota; Metazoa; Arthropoda; Insecta; Diptera; Tephritidae. The record is from RefSeq and is a predicted model, not a curated record. Gene Ontology annotation, cellular component: mitochondrion. Bases 111 to 1121 code for a protein of 336 amino acids. Gene Ontology annotation, molecular function: threonine-tRNA ligase activity; nucleotide binding. Gene Ontology annotation, biological process: threonyl-tRNA aminoacylation.
AGCUGUUAAAUAAAUAAUUUGAUUUGAUAACAAUUUUCGAGCCGCCUGUAAAAAAACUUCUGAAAAUUGAUUUUAAAAGCUGAAAUAAAAUCUAAUUAAAAUUUAUUAUAAUGGCGAGCAAUAAAAUAAUUUCUCGAUCAGUAUUAAAUACGUUAAAUCGCUUUCAGAGGUUGACAAACUUGCGCACCUACUCCAGUCAAAAGGAGACAUUUGCUCCUGCUUUAGCCAAACGUAAUGAACUCUUCUCGCAAGAGCAACGUCGUCAACAAGAAGCCGUUGGUAGAGUUGAAAAAAUUGAAGUUCGCUAUUUGGGACUGCCGGAAGAUGUAACAUUGGCUAUGAAUGCCUCAAUAUCUACGCCAUACAAUUGUGCACAACAUUUGAGUGACGGGCAUUGUAAACGCUCUGCAUUGGCUUUAAAGGAUGGCAAUGUGCCUUGGGAUAUGCAUCGUCCACUGACUGAAUCUUGCACUCUGCAGCUAUUAAAUUUCACCGUUAGCGAUCCACAUCUAGUAAAUAAAGCUUUUUGGCGUACAUGCAGUUUUAUGUUGGGUGCGGCUUUGCAAAACAGUUUUACCGAUGAUGCUCAUUUGCAAUUACACAGUUUUCCUGGUCCAAACAUCAAAUCAGGCAGCUUUGUUUACGAUGUAGUGCUGCGCGCACAGAACUGGCAGCCAAGUAAAGCUGAGCUACGCGCACUAUCCGCCGAGAUGAUUAACUUGGCAAGCAAAGAUCUAAAAAUCGAACGUUUGGAUGUAAACAACGAAUUGGCAUUGGAAAUGUUUGCGGAUUCGCAUUAUAAACGUGAACAAUUGCCCAGCAUUGCCCAGCAGAAUCAAGGUCGCGUUACGCUAUAUCGUAUGGGCACACAUAUAGAUAUAUCACGUGGUCCAAUGGUAGCCUCAUCACGUUUCCUUGGUAAAUGUACUGUAGCAACAGCACAUAAGAUUGCAAAUGAAGGCGAAAAAGAUGCUUUGUAUCGUAUACAGGGUGUUGGUCUGCCAGCCGGUUUUACAUUGGAUCAUGUGGCGUACAGCACAUUGGAAGAACGCGCUAAGAAAUUGAAUCCUGCACGAUUGCCCAAUGAACCAUUUGAGGAAACACAGCAGCAGAUAGCCUGAACAUAAGAAAUUAUGUUUAGUUAGAAACGUUUUGUUUUGUUUUAAUUUUAAUAAACGCCUUUAAACCAUUA